Molecule: messenger RNA, 2706 nt
Organism: Procambarus clarkii (red swamp crayfish)
Lineage: Eukaryota; Metazoa; Arthropoda; Malacostraca; Decapoda; Cambaridae
Gene: CCDC151
Product: Coiled-coil domain containing protein 151
Biological process (GO): cilium movement; outer dynein arm assembly
Cellular component (GO): cilium; ciliary rootlet; ciliary tip
Source: RefSeq, a predicted model, not a curated record
AAUUAUUACGUAAAGCUUAGCUUUCAGACUUCAUGUUACGUACUGAUUAACUGUUGGUAUUCCUUCGUAACCAUGGCAACAGAUGUAAACAACUUUGGGGAAGGCGUGAGACUGUGUGUGUGCAGGAGUCCACGACCAGGCCAGGACUUGUACGCCCCAGAGAGCUACUGGGUUACAACAUACACAUCAAAUACACCCAAUACAACAAUAUACUACAAACCUGUAUGUUAGAGAAGUGGCCAGAGAACUGAAAUUUGGGUUUUGUACGUACCAACAUUCUGAAAACGGAGGUUGAGGCUUGCGAAUGUCUCAAUACAACAUGAUUAACAUGAGAAUGUACGGUGAGGUGUGAGGUGAGGUGUGAGGAGCACCUACAAGAUGCCGUCCAUAGCGGAGCAGAAAGCCAAGGUCAACAGCCAGAUUCAAGACCUACGGAAAAAGAUCCAACUUUCAGAGGGGGAGAGCAAGGCGUGCUACGAGGAGAGUGAGGGGGAGAAGCGGACCAACAAGGCGGCGACCACGGCGCUCAGAGCGGAGAUCAAGCUCCUCCACCUCAAGAUCGAGGAGGCCAACCAGGGAAGUGAGAGAAGCGUAGAGAAGGUCCUGCAGCAGCAGCGCCGGCGAGCUGUCAGCGCCCCCGUCAGGGUCAAGAAGGCAGACCGUACCAUCAAGACCUCAGAGUACAAGCUCCAUGACUUCGUCAAGAGACUCGAUUUCCUGCAGCACACCACCAAGCAGCGGGAGGCUCGGCUGGAGACGCUGAAGAAGCAGCUGGGGGAAGCUGCGUCACCGAGCGCCCAGGACGAGGAGCGGACUAUCCAGCAGCUGCAGCAGGACCUGAUUGGGUUGGAGAACGAACUUGACCGGGUAGGAGUAAGUGUGGCGGAGGCGGAGAGCGUCAAGCGGAGAUAUGGGGCCAUGGUGACCGCGCUGAAGGGAGAGGCAGCGUCCUACCGGACCACACUAGACAACCUGCAGGCGAGGCUCCUGGAGGAGAAGGAUGCUCUCAAGAAACUGAGGGAGAGCCGGAGAAACGCAGAGAGAACGCGAGAUUCCCUCAGAACACGGCUCCAUGACGAGGAGGAGUCAGCCUACGAGACCAAGAGGGAGAGGGAGAAGAGGCUCUUUGAAUAUAGGCGUCGGGCGGAGGAGCGUCGGGCGCAGGACCUGGGAGCGGCAGUUGACCGCCGCCUCUCUCUCUUGAGGACUCCCACCAGGAGGGACUCACCCACCGCCGCCCUCACCCAGGACACACACGAACAGAUUGAGGAAGAGCUCGAGAAGUACCAGCAGGUUUUCACCAAACUCAAGGAGGUGCUGGGUGUGACGAGUGUGGAGGAGGUAGUGGAGAGGCUGACGACCCAAGGCAACACUAGAGAACACCUCCGUCAGCUGCGCUCAGUCACCCUCGAGGAAGUCACUAGACUCAAGCAGGAGAAGGAACACAUGCACGAAGAGCUCCAUAGAGUCAAAUAUGCUACCACUGAGGAUGCUGCCAGGAUGGUUGGCGUUAUAGGGGAGCUGAAGAAGGAUGUAGACGAUAAAGAAUCAGCGAGGGAGGACCUAUCCAACCGCCUGGACGGCACCCUGAAGGUGCUGGCAGGAGUCAGAGCUGGUCUUGAACACGUGGCUGAGAAACUGGAGACACCAGAGAAAGAGCGGCCUCCUCGAGUAGAGGCGCCACUGGAACACCUUGUGGUGCUCAUGAACUAUUCUAAGGACCGAGCAGAGGAGCUUAUGGAGCAAGUCAGCCCUUCACAUAUUGAACUAAAGUUUUCUAUAUUAAAGCUGGCAGAGAUGGUAGAAGAGGAGAGAGAGAAUGGAGGAAUGUUGACAUCGCCAGAAAACAUUCGAGUUUCUUUCCCUGGUUCAGGAGCAACCACUAAGGCAGCCCAACAACAGGUGGAGGAAGCUGGAGACAGUGGGGAAGAGGAAGAAUCUCUGACGAGAAAGUUCAUCAAGAGACAAGCACAAAUGAUUGUGGAAGCAAAAGCUCGUAAGAGAAACCGUCCUGUAUCUACUUUCAAAUCCUAAAAUAAAAGGAUUUGAAAGUAGAAAAGGAACUACAUACAAAAAGUAUGUAGUUUAUAGGGGAGACUUUCUGUACUACAAGUCAUGAGAAUUUAAAAACGGUGCAACUACGGUUGUUCAGUAAUAAACAUUUAUGUCGCAUUAUAUCAGCAGUGUAUUUUUAACACUAUACAUUAAGUAGUCGUGUAAAUAAUAAGUCUUGUAACAGUGCUAAUUGGAAAAACUAAGGCAAAAUGCAUCAUAACACUUUGGCUGUUUGACAAAUCAUUAUCAAAUAUUUAAAAUAAAAUAGUCACCAUCAUUGUCACAAUUCGUGCAUGAUUUACUGUCACUUCAUCAAUUUUGUCCAUGAUGGCAGCAAUAUACAUCUCCCUUUACAUAUUCCUGCCACUGUAACAAGAACAAUGCUAUUAAUAGAUGGUCCACACACUUAUAUAAUGUCUGUUCACCCAGAUCUCAGAAAAACCAAUCAAUCACCACUAUCAGACUGGGGCGGUAAAUAAUCAUCACUGAAAACUUAAAAUUACUACUCAAUAAAAAGCAUCUACUGUACUACUUUAAAUUACAUAGCAUCAUUACUUUCAUAUAUUGAAAAUAUUAUUAUAAAUAUUAAGAUUCAGACAGAGGCAGUAUAUAAUCAUCACUCAUUUUGACAAAUAAAUCCUAUCAGAUGAA